AUGCUGCAUAGUCAAGAAUGGAAGAACGUGUAUCAAAACAAAAGAUCAAGUAGUAUUUUUGGCCUUUGUUUGUUACUGAAGCGCGUGACGAAAGCGAGGAGCACUUUCCAUCAAAGAGGAAAAGAUGAAUCAUUUGAUGGCAAGUUGGAAAAGUUGACGUGGGAGUUAAACAAGAUAAAGGAAGUGUUCAUGAGAGUGAAGAAGAACGAAGAUGAACUGCUUGACACGCUAACAGAGAUCGAUGGCCAUCUUCGAAAGUUGGACAGGAAGAUGUUGGAUGAAGACAUGGAUGGCAUUUGCAAAAGAAUAAGAGAUUGUGCUCACAAGUUGCUCCCAAUGGAUGCCUUUGAUGACUCAUCACAUCCAUCUUCAUCUUCAGUCCAACACAAGAAUCACUUGUUGGAUCAAGACCUAGAUCUGCUUCAGAAAAGGUAUCGCGAGCUAGAUGUUCGACCGAGUCUUUGUUUGAUGUAUCUUGUAAUUUUCCCCAAAGAUGCUGUUCUAAAGAAAAGUUACACAAUUUAUCGGUGGAUUGGAGACGGUUAUAUUGGAAAAACAAAAGAGAAAACGGCAGAGGAAGUGGGUGAGGAAGUGAUUGAUGAGCUUUUGAAGUUAAAUAUGAUAGUACCCUAUGAUUCACCUUCACAUCACAUUGAAGUGGGGAGUCAAGAAUUCUUAAAGGAGUUGAGGGAUCAAGAAUUUUUGUUGUAUCUUAGUCUUCGUGGAAUAUCAAGAAUAUCUGAGCUUCCACCCUCCAUUACUCAAAUUAGGAACCUACAAAUUCUUGAUCUCAAAGCUUGCCACAAUUUAGAAACAUUGCCCAAUGAUAUUUCAUCAAUGGAACGUCUCACACGUCUCAUUCUAUCCCAAUGUUACUUGUUAGACGACAUGCCAAAGGGGAUUGAGACACUCACUAAUCUCCGAGUGCUCAAGGGAUUUGUAAUAGGUAACCCCAAAAAGACUCCCUGCACAAUAUCAGAUCUUGCAAAUUUGAAAGAACUAAGGCGACUCAGCAUACAUAUAGGAAUUGAGGCUGUCAUCAAAGAUGGAGAGUUUGAAAGCUUGGAAGAGUUGUCAGCACUUAAGCAUCUCAAAAUAUCAUGGGGUAUGUCAAGGUACAGUGAUAUUAAGAUCAUUUUGCCUUCAAGCUUGAAAAAGUUGCAUCUUGAAGGUUUUCCUGGACAAAACAUUCCAGAAUGGCUCAUGCCUGACAAGCUAGCCAGGGGAUUCAAACAGCUAAAAAUAAUCGGAGGAAAACUCCAAAGUAUGAAUCAUGACAAUGAUGUCAAUAAGUGGGGUAUAGAGAUUCUGCAUCUCAAGUACCUAAAGCAUUUGAAAGUUGACUUAACAAAUUUGCAACAGUUAUUUCCUUUGCUGAAAUAUGCAGAAAUAAAACAAGUCUCAAACCAUUCAUACAUUGAAUGGAGUGCUGAUUGA
Glycine soja is the source of this 1437-nucleotide messenger RNA. Its product is annotated as disease resistance RPP13-like protein 4. Lineage: Eukaryota; Viridiplantae; Streptophyta; Magnoliopsida; Fabales; Fabaceae. The record is from RefSeq and is a predicted model, not a curated record. The transcript has 2 exons. The coding region runs from base 1 to 1437 and encodes 478 amino acids.